AUGGAAAUCAUGGAUCACGGCCCUAUACCUUUAACAGCUCGUGAGGCGGCAUCGGGUCUCUUUGGCUCAGUCUCUAUGACCUGCUGGUUUUUCCUUUUGGUACCCCAGCUAAUUGAGAACUAUCGCAAUGGCAACGCAGAAGCCAUUUCUCUCCUCUUCAUCUCUGUCUGGCUUAUUGGCGAUAUCGCAAACCUCGUUGGCGGCCUACUAGCCGGACUCGUGCCUGUGAUCGUUGCGAUCGCGGUAUACUUCUGCAUUGCAGACGGCGUGCUGAUCGCGCAAUGCGUGUACUAUAAAGCACGCAACUCGCGCCCGGAACCUUUCCAUCGCCGACGCUCGUCCACGGAGACUCCGGACCCAACUACCCCAUUACUGGGGCGGCGAUUCAGUGACUCUCUCGCGUCUUCUGAGUCACGGCGUCGGUCGUCGGGCUCACUGCGCCGCUACCAAGCUGGUGGCCGGCGUGAAAGCGAGGUCGAGGACACCCUGGCAAAGAUCGUCGAGGAGAAUGACUAUGGGCGUAAGGCGUGGGUCAAGAAUUUUACCAGUGUUGUUGGGAUUUUCCUCAUUGGUAUUGUGGGUUGGACCAUGGCUUGGCAGACGGGAAUGUGGGCGCCGGCGCCGUUGGACAAUAAGAAUGGUUCUGAGGAGGCCAUUGGCGGACUGGUGCUGGGAUAUUUCAGUGCUGUAUGCUAUCUGGGAGCGAGAUUGCCUCAGAUCUACAAAAACUACAGUGAGAAGUCAUGCGAAGGAUUGUCGCUCUUGUUCUUUAUUCUCUCUCUUCUCGGAAACCUAACGUACGGUGCAGGAAUUCUUUGCCAUUCUACAGAGAAAGAAUACUUCCUCACCAAUCUUCCAUGGUUGAUUGGAUCCCUAGGAACUAUGGUUGAGGAUGUGAUUAUCUUCAUCCAAUUCCGAAUUUACGCUGUUCAGGACCCUCGUCUCUCAGCAAUCUCCUAA
Penicillium coprophilum is the source of this 960-nucleotide messenger RNA. Its product is annotated as PQ-loop repeat-containing protein. Gene Ontology annotation, biological process: basic amino acid transmembrane export from vacuole. The record is from RefSeq and is a predicted model, not a curated record. Gene Ontology annotation, cellular component: fungal-type vacuole membrane. Bases 1 to 960 code for a protein of 319 amino acids. The transcript has 5 exons. Lineage: Eukaryota; Fungi; Ascomycota; Eurotiomycetes; Eurotiales; Aspergillaceae.